Tachysurus fulvidraco (yellow catfish) is the source of this 2295-nucleotide messenger RNA. It is a transcript of the gene trmt9b, whose product is annotated as tRNA methyltransferase 9B. The record is from RefSeq and is a predicted model, not a curated record. Gene Ontology annotation, biological process: tRNA wobble uridine modification. Gene Ontology annotation, cellular component: cytoplasm; nucleus. Gene Ontology annotation, molecular function: S-adenosylmethionine-dependent methyltransferase activity; tRNA binding. Bases 179 to 1438 code for a protein of 419 amino acids. NCBI's taxonomy places the organism in Eukaryota, Metazoa, Chordata, Actinopteri, Siluriformes, Bagridae. The transcript is spliced from 4 exons.
GGUUUAUGGGAAUACGGGUGGGGAAACAUUAACGUGUCGGUUGUGGCUGCGGUUUAGACUCAUUGGGAUAAGAGGGAGUUUUCUUAUCAGCGCUUAUAGCUUCGGAAUGAAGAUGUGACUCCGUGCAGUAAAGAUGACUAGCGCAGAGGAUGCUGUGCAUGGCUAAUUUGUGAGCAGCAUGGACGAGGCUGCCAGCCAGCUGGAGAGAGACCAUGUUCACAGCGUGUACGAGAGGAUUGCGCCGUUCUUUAAUGACAGUCGCUACAAGGCUUGGCCAAGAGUCAAGCAGUUCCUGUUGGAGCAGGAGCCGGGCAGCAUCGUCGCUGAUGUCGGAUGUGGCAAUGGGAAGUAUCUGCACAUCAACGAAAGCAUCUUUAAGAUGGGCUGUGAUGUGUGCCGGCCCCUGGUGGAUUCGGCCUGGAGUCGAGGUCAUGAGGUUCAGCUGUGCGACGGCCUGCGUUUACCCUACAGAGACGGCUGCUUUGAUGCCGUGCUCUCCAUCGCAGUCAUCCACCACAUGUCGACCAAAGAGCGCCGCGUCCGGGCACUAAAGGAAAUCUCGCGUACGUUAAGAGUAGGAGGGCGAGUCAUGAUCUACGUGUGGGCCAUGGAACAGAAAAGACGCAAGUUUGAGAAGCAGGACAUCUUUGUGCCAUGGAACCCCAACCCUCCCUUAUCCUCUACCUCGAGAGGACGCCUCAGACCCAGGCUGCGCGGCGGCGGAACCCAGAGCAUUAGCGAAGCCACGGUGUCUGACGAAAUGCACAGGAACACAAAAAGCACAUCGUCAAUGGUGGAUGAAGAAGAUCCAGGGAGCCCAGCACAGCAGAGGAAGCAGAAGCUCUGGUUUUUCUCCAGGUCUCUGGACUCUGUGCUGGAUUUAAGCAGCCUCAGCGUGUCUCGCUCAUCCUCUAGAGAGCUCAGCGUUUUCUGCAGCCCCACUGACGAACCUGAGGCGAGAACCCAAGCGAGAAGCACAAGAGGGCGAGCUCUGAUCAGACAAGUGUCUAGCUUCUUCACAAACCCAUCCUCUAGGAACAGCCUAGAAGAGGACGUCUUCGAGCCGCACGAGCAGAUGCAGAAAGCCGAGUGUAGUGGCGUCGACGGGACGGUUUCGGUCGCGCUGGUGCAGGACUGCUCUUCAGUACCGUUACCGGAUCUGGUGUCUCGACAGAGGGAGUGCUCGGGGAGCGAACAUCUCGGAGAGGACGAUGCAGGAGAUAUCGGACAGGAAAGCGCGGUGUCCCUGACGCAGAAUGAGGAGUGGAGUAAAGACCAGCUGAACGAGUCAUGUCUGCGCUAUUACCAUGUCUUCAGAGAGGGAGAACUGACGCAGCUGAUCGAGGAACAUGUCGAGGAACUUCACAUCCUGCAGACGUACUUGGAUCAUGCCAACUGGUGUGUGGUGGCUGAGAAGGUCCAUGUGUGGAGGGUUUGAGUUUGUUUGUUUAUCUAAAUAUUUAUUUUUUUAAGUGUGUUUUUUUUUUUUUAAAUUGUUAGUUUUUUUUUGUUUUAUUUUAUUUUAGGAUUCGAAUCAUUUUGAUUUAAACAAUCUGACGUUCGGUUUGUAAUCGUCUCCCGGAAGCACGGUGAAGAUAAGAUCAUCUUAUCUGGAGAGAGAGAGAAAGAGAGAGAGUGUUCUAUGUAAUGCUCGCUCAACCGUUUAACACGAUCUCGCUGCUGUGACGCUUUUUAUUACGAGCUCAACAUUUUUCUUAUUGGCUUUUUCUGGUCUUUUUUAAGUUGUAAUUUAUACCGUACGUAUCUCUUUUUUUUCCCCCACUAACUAAGGCAAUGUAAAAGAUUUAAAAGUUUACUAAUAUCCCUUAUGGCACUGAUUUUCAUGGCAAAUACAAUACUGUUAGCUGUCUUAAGCAAUCCCUGCCUGAAACAGACGUCAACGCACAUCGUCGUACUGAACCAAACAAUGUGAGCACAUAACUAGCAUUUAAAUAGUGAAUGCUCCCUUCUCAGGAGUUUGUUUUUUCUCUCGUGUGAUGGUGGCGUAUCGUGUUUUAAUGUUUACUUACUUAAAGAUGAUCUGUUAUAUUGCUGCUUGUUGGAUCUCAGUACAUUGCACAAAACAAAUCCUCCCUUCCUAUAAAACUUAACUGCUGGUGUUGAACAUUUUAAUGCUGAUGUACUUUGUGUCUAUAUUUUUUUUAUUUGUGCCAUGCCACGGGUUUUUCCUUUGUAAACUUGAAUUUAUUUAUUAAACUGUGUUCUUACUGUAUAUUUAAUAAAUUGUGUAUAAUUGUAUGUGUAAGUGAAUAAAUAGGCUAUAUUUUAUUCUCA